AACAGGUUACAAGUGGAAAAACGAGCCUUGGAAGUCUGGGGCUCCGAAGAAGCCCUGGAGGAAGAGCACGAGCGCCGCGGCGGCAACAAAGAGCGGACGAAGCAGAAGCGAAUGGAGAAGAAGGUGAAGGAGUUGCGUCGAGCCGUGAGGAGUAGUUUGUACAAGCAGAACUUGGGUAGCGGACACGUUCACGAGUACGGGGAAGAAGAAUAUUUGGAGGCUUCGGACGAGUACAAGCAAGUGUGCUCGACUUGCGGACACGAGCGAGUUUACGAGAAAAUGUGAUCCCGUGCUGAAGAGGAAAGGUGUGCUUGAGUUGCGGACACAAACGCUUCUUUGAAUAAAGCUGAAGAUCCCAUCUUAUGGUUGAUACCCGUGAUUUUGUGAGUAAAAAAAAAAAAAAAAAUCUUCUGAUUCUUCUUUGGUUGUGAGUGGAACCUGAAAGAGCCCCAUGUUCCUGAACCCCUAUAAGAAUGUCAAGUAAAUUUGGAACGUGCAGGAUUUUGAAAAAUUGAAUAUUUGCUGUUGGGAGUCUUGAUUUUCUCAGACUAUCAAUAAUGUGAGUAAGAAAAAAACGUUUAUUUCAAGCUAUUAUAUUGAAGAUUUGUGGAAAAUUUCAGCAAGAUUAAUUUCCCUGAUCUUGCGAAAGUGCUCCUUUUUGGUGGAGAGGAUUCAAAAUGUUUUCGUGUUUUCGUCGCAUUUAUAUGUGCAUUGCAUUUGUGGAGAAUCAAAAGCGGCGGGAAAUUUGUGAAUGACCCAUAUUAUAUGGAAUUGAAUCUCUCGAA
Notodromas monacha is the source of this 785-nucleotide messenger RNA. Lineage: Eukaryota; Metazoa; Arthropoda; Ostracoda; Podocopida; Cyprididae. The record is from the annotation of a GenBank genome assembly.